Molecule: messenger RNA, 696 nt
Organism: Ctenocephalides felis (cat flea)
Lineage: Eukaryota; Metazoa; Arthropoda; Insecta; Siphonaptera; Pulicidae
Product: transmembrane protein 222-like
Exons: 4
Coding region: 154-696 (180 amino acids)
Source: RefSeq, a predicted model, not a curated record
UAAAUUUAAAUACACAAUUAAUAUAAUUUAAAACUAACAAAACAUACGCAAAUUAUAGCCAAAACCAUGAUAUUAAAAUUUAUUAACUUUUAACUGAUCGCAUUAUAUUGCAUUUUUUAACAAAUUAUAUUACAUUUUAUAUAUUUACUAGUGAUGGCUUAUUCAGCAAAAUCCUCUCAUAAUUCGUUAGAUGGAUCUACUCUAAGUUCCAACACAAUUGAUAUAGAAAAGCAACUAUUCCCUUAUUGCAUUGUUUGGACCCCGAUACCCCUUCUAACAUGGCUUCUUCCAUUUAUUGGGCACAUGGGCAUUGCGAAUAGUGAUGGAAUCAUAUAUGAUUUUGCCGGGCCUUAUACUAUUGGUGAAAGAAAACUGGCAUUCGGGGAUCCUACAAAAUAUUGGCAGCUGAAUCCUAAUUUAGCCAAUAAUGGCAAAGACGGUUUUGAUAAAGGUGUGGAGGAGGGCUGCAAUAUUUAUAGGACUCGAAUGCAUAAUCUAUUGUGUGAUAAUUGCCACUCUCAUGUUGCAAGAUGCUUAAACAUAAUGAACUACGAUAAUUCAAGUUGGAAUAUGGUUAAACUAGCAUUUCUGAUUCUAUUAUACGGAAAAUAUGUUAGUUUUGGCGGUGUCUUAAAAACAUGGAUCCCAUUUUUAUUUAUCGUAUCUGUGUUUGUAACUGUAAGCUUGUUGUUGUAA